UAUUUUAGGUACAGAUUCGCCAAACUGUUGUAAAUGUAAUGAAAGCCAGAAGAAGGCAGUGAGUGAAGAGGAAGAUCGAAUCUGUUACUCUUCUCAGUUUUUGCUGUUCAACAAGUGAACAAAACCAACAACAAGAAUGGGGUCAAUAGCGAAAAAGGGUCUGCAACAGUACUUAUUACAGCUUCAGCAACACCCUUUACGAACAAAGUCAAUAACUGCGGGAGUGUUGUCAGCGAUUAGUGAUAUAGUGACUCAGAAGAUCACUGGCAUUCAGAAACUUCAAGUCAGACGUCUUCUCCUCAAAGUGCUUUUUGGCGUUGUCUAUCUUGGACCAUUUGGCCAUUUUCUUCACUUAUUACUGGACAAAAUUUUCAAGGGGAAACGAGACAAGAGUACAGUUGCCAAAAAGGUGUUGCUGGAACAAGUUACAUCGUCACCCUGGAAUAACUUGCUUUUCAUGGUUUACUAUGGAUUAGUUAUUGAAAGAAGACCCUGGAUCCAGGUGAAAUCAAAUAUCAAGAGGGAAUAUCCAAAAGUGCAGUAUACAGCUUGGACGUUUUGGCCAGUGGUUGGGUGGGUAAAUCACCAGUAUGUUCCACUGCAAUUCAGAGUGAUCUUUCACAGUAUUAUCGCAUGUUGCUGGGGAAUAUUUUUGAAUCUACGUGCAAGGUCGAUGGUUUUAAAAAAAGCUUGAAAUCCUCAAAAGUUGAUAUAUGAACAUGGCAACAUUUCCUUGUAUAGUUCAAAGAUAAUCGUUGCUUGGGGUGCUUAUUUUGUGCUGAUCUUUACUUUUUUCUUUUCUUUUCUAUUCUUCUUAAAAGCAAGAUAUCUUCAUUAAAUAAAAUGGCAUGCUUGUGAUAGAGCACGUGCAUACUCAAAAUGUUUCUCACAUGGCAAUGUGAAAAGUUGUCAGAUUGUGGCAAAAGUGUAUUA
Molecule: messenger RNA, 933 nt
Organism: Nicotiana attenuata
Lineage: Eukaryota; Viridiplantae; Streptophyta; Magnoliopsida; Solanales; Solanaceae
Product: peroxisomal membrane protein PMP22-like
Exons: 7
Coding region: 137-694 (185 amino acids)
Cellular component (GO): cytoplasm; membrane
Source: RefSeq, a predicted model, not a curated record